GCCUGCUUCUUGUCCUCACGGUUGCCUAGCUGUAGAAGGCGCGGGGAGGGCGUCGUGGCGGCAGGAGUGACAGUAUUGGCAGGCGGCUGGGGCCAGCCCUGCCCCGCCAUUUGUUGGGCCGCCACACGCUGCCUGGGGCUGGGACGAGCGUUUGGGGGUGUGCACGCGUGCCCGGGCACCGCCGCGGCCUGUGUACUUGCUGUGGGGGGUGAAUGGCAGGGCUGUGAUGGGGCACUGAAGGGCCUGUGUGGUGGGCUCGGUGGGGUGCCUGCUGGGGCCCGCGGCGGGCGGCGCGCCAGGCGGCCGCGGCCCUGCCCCACACUGCCUGUAGGCUUUGAAUAACAGAGCAAGAUGAUACAAGUGGGGAUGUUCAACGUUCCUCCGCCUCCCAUCCCGGGGAAGCCCAUGCCCCCGCCUGGAGGGGGGCCGCAGCCUUUCCAGCCACUCACCUUCAAGCCCUUCAAGACCCCCGAUGGAGAAUUCGAUGGCAAGCGACUUCGCAAGAGUGUCAUGCGAAAGACCGUGGACUACAACUGUUCCGUGACAAACAUGCUGGAGUGCCGCGUGUGGCAGCGGGACGAGAGGGACCGCGCAGCCUUGCAAGCGGAUGUCUGCUACGCCUCGGAGAUGCUGCCACCCAUCGCCCACCCCAUGAACCCCAUCAAUGCGGUCGUCACCAAGUUUGUGCGGACGUCAACCAACAAAGCCAAGUGCCCCAUUUUCUGCUUGGCCUGGACUCCUGAGGGUCGUCGCCUGGUCACUGGUGCCUCGUCAGGGGAGUUUACCCUUUGGAAUGGCCUCACCUUCAAUUUCGAGACCAUAUUGCAGGCCCAUGACAGCAGUGUGCGGACCAUGGUGUGGUCUCACAAUGACCAGUGGAUGGUGACUGGGGACACAGGAGGGUUUGUUAAGUACUGGCAGACCAACAUGAACAAUGUGAAGCUGUUCCAGGCACACAAGGAUCCUGUACGCGGCCUCAGUUUUUCCCCAAGUGACCAGAAGUUUGCCACUGGAUCUGAUGAUGGAACUGUUAGGAUUUGGGACUUUUAUCGCUGUUAUGAAGAGAAAGUUCUCCGAGGCCACGGAGCUGAUGUCAAGUGUGUGGACUGGCACCCCUCGAAGAGCCUCCUCGCGUCCGGCAGCAAGGACAACCAGCAGCCCAUCAAGCUGUGGGACCCCCGGACGGGACAGCCUCUGGCCAAACUACAUGCGCAUAAAAGCACAGUCAUGGACCUAAAGUGGAAUGCCAAUGGGAACUGGCUUUGUUCGGCAUCCAGAGAUCACUUGCUCAAGCUCUUUGAUAUCCGAAAGCUGACAGAGGAAUUCCAGGUUUUCCGAGGUCACAAAAAGGAAGCUUCCUGCAUUGCCUGGCACCCCCACCAUGAAGGCCUCUUUGCCAGUGGAGGCUCUGAUGGCUCUAUACUCUUCUGGCAUGUAGGGAAUGACAAGGAAGUGGGUGCCAUUGAGUCAGCUCACGAUGGCAUCAUUUGGGACCUGGCCUGGCAUCCGCUGGGCCACAUCCUCUGCUCUGGCUCCAACGAUCACACCUCAAAGUUCUGGACGAGGAAUCGGCCAGGAGACAAGAUGAGAGACAAGUACAACCUUAACACAUUGCCGGCUGGUGUCCUUGCUGAUGACUCCAUGGAUAUAGAUGAUAUUCCCCUCAACACGAGCCUGACCUCCCAAGGCGUCAUUCCUGGCAUGGGUCCCGAUGACAAGAUAGAGGAGGCCGAGUCCACAGGUCCAGAGACUAUUCCAGGUCUAGAUUUUGACAGCUCUGCAUUUGACAGAUUUUCAAAGAAGACCCCGUACGCCAAGCCUAUACCCAAGACUUUCCAGGCAGCUUGGAACGCCGCUGGAGGCCUGGAGGAUGAAGUGGAGGAGGAGAACAGUGCAACGAGCUGGGUCGUGACGGACAGCGCUGGUCUCUUCAGUCUGCCGGCCAACCUACCUGGAGAAAUGGUCUAUACUGAUGAUGGCGACGAGCUACCACCAGGCUCAGUCCCUCUCAACAGUAUCAAAGCUAACUCCAUUCUUUACUGUGGCUUCCUGAUUCCUCUGAAUAAAGUGUGUGGCGAUGUAAUUCAGACUGCUUUUGGCACCAUGGAGGAGGAAGAAGCCAUUGCAGAGGUGACCGGAGACGCUGAAUUUGCUAGGAAACUCAUCAAGGAAAAGAACCAGCUCAUCAAUCCUAAUGCAAGCAGUGAAGAGCAGCCACCAGAGAAGAAGCCCGGCGGGUUCCCACAAAAUCAGUUCAAUGAGCCAAAUCCUCAGACCUUCAACCCACCACCCAACAACACAAACACCAACACCUUCCCCACUCCGGCGCCUUUCCCAGUCACUCCCCCGAACUUCGGCGUCCCUACCAACAGCCCUCGGAACUUCGGGGUCGCACGGGGGAACUUCCGAGGCAUGCCUGAUGCGGCGUUUGGCCGGGGGGCGCAGCGUGGGAACUGGCCCAUACGAGGAACACCACCACCACCACGAGGGGCCCAGCCAAUGGGCGGACAACGGUUCCCUAAUGACCAGUUCCACCAAGGCUUCGAUAAUAACAAGGAUUGGCCCUUUGACAACCAGAACAACAACCGGGAUAACAACCUGAACAAUGGAGGAGAGAUGGAUGACCGAGGAGGGAGCGGCCAACCUUGGAUGAGGGGUCGGGGAGGCAGAGGUCGAGGCCGGGGCAGCGGCUUCAAGGACUACGAGAAGUCAGAGGAACGAGAUCAGGGGAACUGGGGCGGCAUGAACAACCACUGGCAGAACAGAGGACCACCGCCAGUCCAAGGGGGUGACAACCAGGAUAACAUGUCCACCAACCGUGACCAUAUGGGUGGAGACCGCGGUGGAAACAGGGGCUUCGGGGGUGGAGGAGACCGGACUGGAGGUUUUGGUGGCAGUGGAAAUGACCGGGGCGGUGGUGGUGGCGGUGGUGGUGGUGGUGUGGGAGACUGGCAUGGUAAUGAACACAACUCCUGGGGUGGGAAAGGUGGAGGGUUCGGAGGGAAGGACGAUGACUAUAACAGUGGGAGAGGAGGCGGAGCAUGGAGAGGAGGACGCGGCAGGCCAUUCAGAGGAGGACCAGGAGGAGGUGGUGCCGGGAUGGGCGUUGGUGGUGGCAGUGGUGGUGGAGGAGGGGACUUUCAGAGGGGUGGGUGGGGGGGAAGGGGGAUGGAUUUCCAGAGAGGUAGGGGGAGAGGGGACGACUAUCAGCGAGGGAGGAGUUGGGGAGGGGGACCACCUGGUAGGGGAGGGAUGGGGAAUGAGGGUCGUUGGGAAAGAUUCCAGUAGUUUAUGUGCAUGUGUAAAUACUAGAUCUUUGAAUAUUUAAGUUAUUGAGUUGCUUGACAUUAAAAAAAAAAAAAUUGGUGUUCAGGUUUGUUUAUUUUUUGCUCUGGAUUAGUUUUCAGACGGUAAAUUAAUCUUUUGAAGGCCAACAUAGACACUAGGAGGAGGAGAACAUUAUGACUUAAUUAAGGUGUGUAUAUAAUAUAUUUUUUUUAUGCAACGAUGUCUUUAUUUUGAGUCUUCAUUUUUGGAAUUAGCGUACUGUUCAGUUUUCAAAUAUUGUGCUGUUCAGUUUUCAAAUAUUCUUCCAUUUUCACUUGAUGUGCGAGAGAACCUUUCAUGCCGCAAGCACUUCUAUAACACUGUACAGUAUAGAGGAACAUUCCCACAUCAUACUGAGCAUCAUCCAUUUCAGCAUAUCUAUUUUGUCAUCAUCAUCAGAAAAUGUACAAAUUUUACACAUAUAUCAUGCUCUAUUGGAACUGUCCAGAUUAUUUUUUGUGGUCAUAGGAUAUUUAUUUGAUCAUACUCCUUCAGACUCUAUCAGUCUUUUUACCUGUAAGUAACACUUGAGUUUCAGCCUCCAGUUUAUCCACCAAAGUGCAGAGGCAUGAGGAGGGAAAGGGAACUCUGCUCCUCUCAAGGGAGGCGUCGUAAAGGAAUAUCAGACAAAAACAAAAAACAGUUUUAUAUUAACUUAAAGAUCCUUAGGGAUUCCAUAUCCAGAAUGUUGUCAAAUAGCUUGUGAAAACAAAUCUGGUAGAGAAUAGUGUUAGACGAAUUAUUCAAAUGUCAGGAAGACUGACUUCAAAACAUCAAAGCCAACAUGGUGGAAAGGACUUUAACUAAUGUUCUUCAGAAUGCAUUGUUCUGAGUAAGCAGUCAUUUAUGUAUUUGAAGAUGAUCAUUUGGGUUAUUUGAUGUCCUUGAAAACACUUCAGCCAUCAAAAUGAUAAUAUCAAAUAUAUUCUCAGCUAAUUUACUGCUCAGAAUUGGUUCUAAAAAGAUGACAUUGAUCAUAACUUUCACUUUUCUUUGCAUGGCUGAGUUUUCUUGCAUCGUCACACUUUUCACCAUCCGUUUGCUCAAGGUGGCCAUGUUCUCACGGAAACCAAUGUGACUUACAGUAUUUUUAAGAGUAAACAUCAUGUGAAUAGGAAAUAAAAAAAAUAAUGUCA
This is a messenger RNA of Eriocheir sinensis (Chinese mitten crab), 4463 nucleotides long. RefSeq lists its product as uncharacterized. Gene Ontology annotation, molecular function: protein binding. NCBI's taxonomy places the organism in Eukaryota, Metazoa, Arthropoda, Malacostraca, Decapoda, Varunidae. The transcript is spliced from 14 exons. The coding region runs from base 352 to 3288 and encodes 978 amino acids. Gene Ontology annotation, cellular component: mRNA cleavage and polyadenylation specificity factor complex. The record is from RefSeq and is a predicted model, not a curated record.